CAGAAUCCUUAGCUGGACGCAAACAACAGCACGUAGGCCAAUAUGGCGGCCCACGUUAGAGAGAUGGUUUCUGAGGAGUCAAGUAGCGACGACGAAGAGCUUAGAAAGUGUCGAGAGGCAGUUUGGGACACUCAGACAAACAAAACAAAAGAUGGAGACCGCAAAGUGAAAGACUCAAAGCGUAUUGUUGUCGCUGCUCAUGAACAUGAUGGCAACGAGCUCCAGGUCACCAAAGGAUUUCAAACACAUGUGGCUAAAAAGCUGGAACAUUUUCUUGACAGUUGCAUUUCAGAAAUGAAGCCUAAAACCUUAAAUUGUUUGGAAACUACAAACAGUGAUGACAUUGGUGAUGGUUUUCAUCUGUUUUCUACAUCCAUCCCUGGACAGAAAGCUGAUAAUCCUCCCGAACCAGUGAGGCGUCGGCCUGUUCCCAGCUCAAGUGACAGCGACAGUGAAAUGGAAACAAGGCUGAAGGAGGCAGUGGUGUCAGUGAAAGAUCUGUUGCCUUCAUCAUCAUUUACCUCCACUGCAUCCUCUUCAUCAUCAGAGCCUCACAACUCAGAAAAAACACAUAGAAAGAAGAAAGUUGCAAAGGAAGAAGCGAGUCAUGUUGUCAGGAAAAAGAAAAAGAGGAAACAAAAUGAUGGAGAGAGUGAGCAAGUGGACUCUGGUGAAGAUGCUCAUGAUGAAAGCAGCAGUGAGCACAGGAACCUGGAGCAGGAACACAUGAAAAUAAAACAAAACAAAAAAUAAACACAAACAAAGAAACUUUGAGCUGAGAUUUGACAGUAAACAUUUUUGUGGGUUUUUGUUUGUGUGUUGAAGUGAGUUUUGGGAUUAAAAUGGCUUCAGAAUAAAGAAGGGACUCAUUUUGCUCGUUUCAAAAACUUAAUUCUCAUGAAAACUUAAAAAAAGCAUUUUGGUUGCAAAUUUAAAAAGAAUAUAAAUUGCAGUUAUACCAGAAGUUACAAGUUUUUAAUUUUACAGAAUAUUAUUUUAAUAAAAAUAGAUGCUGGUGUUGAUCUUGUUAAUCCUCUGCUGAUUUCAGUAAGUCUCUUCUGUGACUACACUUGAAUAAAGUUGAGACAUCGUGAUUAUA
This is a messenger RNA of Nothobranchius furzeri (turquoise killifish), 1099 nucleotides long. RefSeq names its product chromosome 17 C12orf43 homolog (gene c17h12orf43). The record is from RefSeq and is a predicted model, not a curated record. Gene Ontology annotation, biological process: negative regulation of Wnt signaling pathway; Wnt signaling pathway; Spemann organizer formation. NCBI's taxonomy places the organism in Eukaryota, Metazoa, Chordata, Actinopteri, Cyprinodontiformes, Nothobranchiidae.